Messenger RNA from Plasmodium knowlesi strain H, 1545 nucleotides. Its product is annotated as E3 ubiquitin-protein ligase, putative. Gene Ontology annotation, biological process: protein ubiquitination. Gene Ontology annotation, cellular component: cytoplasm. The record is from RefSeq and is a predicted model, not a curated record. The transcript has 2 exons. The coding region runs from base 1 to 1545 and encodes 514 amino acids. Gene Ontology annotation, molecular function: ubiquitin protein ligase activity. NCBI's taxonomy places the organism in Eukaryota, Apicomplexa, Aconoidasida, Haemosporida, Plasmodiidae.
AUGAAUAUCAUCGACGAGUACGACCUGGACAUGUACAAAAACAUUGUCAUGUCUAAUAACUGCAAGGAGGAAGACAUUUUCUGCAUUUUUAAUAUGUCCAGUUUCAUGAACACAUUAUGCUUUAUUGUAUUUUUCAUUAUUUUCCUAUGGGCCCUAACGAUCAUUUCGAGGUACUAUACCUCCUACAAUAUUAUGAAGUACCUGAAGGACCGCAAGGCCAUUUACAUGCAGAACAUGUCCCGCUACAUCGACGAAAUAAAAAUGCUCUGCAGGAGCCACGUGAAUGAUAUCAUCCGAAUAAAAAAAAAAAUAACCCCGAAAAGUGUCGACAAGAUAAAUCUAGACAUAUGUAUCCACGACAACAUACAGUUGGUGAAAAAUUAUCUAAGUUCCAGUGCAAGUGACACGAGUGAUCUGUACAAGUAUGGCGUUACGUUCACCUUCUCUUGCAAGAAUCCUGUGUGUGUUACUCUCUACUGGGGAGUUCUCCUUAAGGAAAUUAAUCAAGUGAUUCAUGACAAAAUGGAGGCACGAAGAAAGACAACCAACGGAAGAAGCACCGUUAUUUGUAUCGAUAAUUUUAAAACAUUUUUUAAGGAAGGAUUUAGCAGGUCGUUACAGUCUAAACCCUCCUCCGAUGCGAUGACUUAUCUGCUGGAUAAAAAUAAGGGUAGUGGUCUCUAUUCCGGGGAGGAAGAUGUCGGAGUAGAAAAUAUUUUCGAUAGCCAUCAUCAUAACCGUGAUAAUUUAUCCACACAACAGAACACCUCCUUCAUUAACUUCACUUCAUGUUUGCACAAGACACCUAGCUCCUUCUACACGUGCAGGGAAAAUAUCACCUACACGAUGCCAUCUGAUGAGAGUUUCUGCGUCGCAGAUGUUUUGGUCCAAAUGGAAGUCGAGAAAAAUGGUUAUCUAGAUGAUAUAAAAGAGAAACUAAAAAAAAAUAAAUACGAACAACAACACUCCCUUGACGAAAAAGUGUUAAGUAGCCACAUGAGCGACGAGAAGAUAAGGAUUCCCCUUACUAUUCUCAUAAACGAUGCACCUCCGAUGGAUUCCUUGUCUACUUCUUCGCUCUAUGGCAACUCCUGUGGGGGAAGGGGACUAGGCGUUUCCAAGACCGUCUCCCCCCCCAAAGGUGUAGGGAGAAAGAAAACGAAUGGAGCCCAUGCGAGUACGUUAGUAGUACUCGUAGACUUCAAAAAAAUGAAGGAGAAAUAUAUUCCAUCGAUAAUAAAGGAUAUUUGUGUGUUUAGUGAAAAUGGAACCAACACAUCGGUACAUAAAAGUAAGAAGAAAAAUGAAGUUUUUCAAUUUUUGGAUAUAUUGGAUAUUUAUGGACAUGAGGAACACGAUAAGGAGUGCCUCAUUUGUAUGACCUCCUACAAAGACACUUUGUUGAUGCCUUGUAGACAUUCCUCCUUCUGCUACGACUGUAUGAAAUCGUUGCGACAGGAGAAGUGUCCUAUCUGUAGGUGCCUCUUCACCUCCUUUAUAAAAUUUCCACUCAAAAAUAUCGACAGGGGGGGAGACAUGCCCUAA